CACCAGCCCGGCAGCUGAUUGAAACAGAAAAUAAUAGCCGAAUAUCAAGGAAACGAUGAGGAAUUUUAUCCAUUUAGUGAUUAUAACGGUUGUGAUUGUAAUACAGGACUCUACCCUCGCCGAGGAUCCAUAUGCUUGCUGCUCUGCAAACUCUAACGAUACAGGAUGUUGUUUAUGUUCAUCAGAAUAUUCCAACUGUUCCUCUGUAAAUUCGGAUUUUAAAACCCUCAUUAACACAGACGGAGUACAAUGCCUGAUUCGUACCACGACCCUGUCAGGUGUCAGUACGUCCACAGGUACCACAACAAAUACUGUAACUUUCGAGGAGACAACUCUCACAGAGUCCUCGACUUCAGAGGCGGAGGAGGAACAAACAUUCACUAUCUGUGUUUUACAAUGCCCAUUGGGAUUUUAUGAACAAGAUCAGAACUGCCAAAAAUGUGAUGACCUGUGUAAAAAUUGUACAUUUGAAGGUGGCUCUGUUAAGUGCUUAGAAUGCAAAUAUGGUAUGAACAGUACCGAGCACUGUUGUCCCAGAGGAACUCGGCAGAAAUUAGCAGGUAACGUGACCAUCUGCGAGAAGGAAUCCACACCUAUUACACAAGACGAUGGCGAUGUUAUUCCUAUCAUUGUUGGCUGUGUUGUUGGCGGCGUGGCAGUAGUGGUCGUUCUUGUUGUUGUCGUUUGCUGCUGUCUUCGAAGAAAAUCGGAAGGUCACAGUCAGUCAAACGAUCAAGAGAGUGGUGAAAGAACAAAACGUCCAAUCAGCCAGUUGUUACAUGAUAAGUUCAAGAAAAAAAAGAAAGAUCCUUCUGAAGGUCAGCUUCCUAGCAUCGAGGAAUUGAGGGGCAUUGACAGACACCCUAGACCUUACGAAAAUACAGCCACUAUAGACCAUAGAAGGAUUGCCAUUGGAGCUCAACAGGAGCAAGACAAGAAAGGUCGUUAUAUCAAAGACCCAACAGAAAAGAACAAAAAAACUCAGAAGAAAAUCGAUCACGACGAAGAACCCCAGGAGGUGUAUGAAAAUCAAGCAACUAUAAAUUUACAAACACAACAGUCCCAGUUUCACAAGAAAAAGAAGGGCCCAUUCAAUAAGUUAUCCCAAAAGUUGAAAUCUAAAAAGGGUAAAGAUGAUACGCAUAAUGGGAAAACAGAGUUACAUGCACCAGUGGGGGCUCCGACAGAAGAGUAUGAAGAGGUGAAUCCCCCAGCUUCUCAAAGUAACAUGCCAACAGAAGCUUAUGAAGAAGUAGGAUCUAAUCAGCCAGAUUUUCCGCAGGAAGUCUAUGAAGGUGCAGCACAGUCAAACUUCAAUGAAGACCUACCCCAAGAAGAGUACACAGCCAUGGACCCAAGUACACAACAACCGACAGAGGAAUAUCUACCAAUGAACAUCCAGAGUACAAAAAAGAGCAAGCCAACAAAAGUUCGUAAGGCGAAAACGAAGGAAGGAGCAAACAAUCCGGUAUUUAAUACAGGAGAAACUAUUUAUGAAAACAUAGGUGGUGAUGAAGGACAUUACCAAAAUUUUCAAACUCUUCCACAAGACCCAAACAUGCCAGAAGAGGAGUAUCAGAAUUAUCAGGGCCCAUUAUCCAAGUGAAUCCAAUAUCUCGUGUAAGGAAAAUGUUCCUU
Molecule: messenger RNA, 1638 nt
Organism: Saccostrea echinata
Lineage: Eukaryota; Metazoa; Mollusca; Bivalvia; Ostreida; Ostreidae
Exons: 4
Coding region: 56-1606 (516 amino acids)
Source: RefSeq, a predicted model, not a curated record